ACCUCCCACCCCUCCUCCGCAGUUCCAUCCAACACCUGAACCGCUUCCCGCAUUCUCCGAUAUAUUCAGCUCCCCGCACUCCAACCCGCAGAAAGUAGUUCAAGGAGCUGUCUGCCAGUGACAGAGUUGUGAUAAAGCCAGCCGCGGAGUGGGCUGACUGAGGCGGUCUGAGACGAGCAGAGGCAGGCGGAGGGGGUGAAGGGAAGACUGCUCCAGGUGACCGAAUUGCAAUGGAGACGCGUGGCAUGCGUGAUUAGGAAACCUCGCCUCUGGGAGUACCGCUUCCCUCGGAUUAUAAAAGUGACGAGCCCGCAGAGCCGACCGGGGACUGCCUUUUGUUCAAUUCACUUAACGGAUUCUCUUCCCUUUUCCCUCAAAAACAAUGAAUGUAUCGCCCUCAGAGCGGAGGAAAGACAUGCGGCAGCUGGCUUUGGAGAUUGGCAUCCGAGUUCUGCUCUUCGGAGUUUUUGUGUUUACAGAGUUCCUGGAGCCCUUUGAGAGAGUUAUCCAGCCGGAGGAGCUUUGGCUCUACAGGAAUCCUCUGGUUGAGUCAGACCACAUCCCGAAAAGAGUCAUGUUCGCGAUUUCAUUCCUUACCCCUCUGGCAGUGAUAUUCGUGGUGAAGAUAAUUCAGAGGACGGACAAGACGGAGAUCAAGGAGGCCUGUUUAGCUGUUUCCCUGGCGCUCGCCUUAAAUGGAGUCUUCACAAACACUAUAAAGCUGAUCGUUGGCAGACCAAGGCCGGAUUACUUCCAGCGCUGCUUCCCGGACGGUCAGAUGAAUGCGAAGAUGCUGUGCACCGGGGAGCCGGAGUUGGUCUCUGAGGGACGCAAGAGCUUCCCCAGCAGCCAUUCCUCCUUUGCUUUCUCCGGACUUGGUUUCACCUCCUUCUACUUGGCAGGAAAGCUGCAGUGUUUCACAGAUGGUGGGCGCGGUCGCAGCUGGCGUCUCUGUGCCAUGGUCCUACCGCUGUACAGCGCCAUGAUGAUCGCACUGUCUAGGACGUGUGACUACAAGCACCACUGGCAAGAUGCGUUUGUCGGAGGAGUAAUCGGGUUGCUGUUUGCUUACAUCAGCUACCGCCAGCACUACCCGCCCUUCCUGCACAUGGACUGCCACCUGCCUUACGCCAGCCUGGCUGCUGCCAGCAAAGCCCCCCCGCCUCCCCAGGACGACCUGCAGCCAGUUGACAACGCCACCACCCUGCCUAUGGAGGGCUUGACCGAGGGGCCAGUAUGACUAAUGGCCCCCACCGAGACGACCUCCUCCACUCCCAUGAAGUCGCCAAGCCCGUCUCCCGCUUCCUAGAGAAUGACUGGCUCUUAUACAUUCCAGUGGACAAAAAAAAAAACAAAAAAAAAAAACACUUCAACCAUUUCCAAACAUCAAUAAUCUUUCUCAGUGACAUCUACAUUCUUUUUUAUCUGGUUUUUGCUCAGCUGCCGUUAAAGUUUAUAUUUAGAUGUAAGAGAGGAAAGUCAGGAUGUGGAACGUCUCCUCUGAGGAAGCAGAGAGAAAAACAUGCCGGAAAAACCUGGGGAUCUGUCAUAUUUGUGGCUGUGAGGGAUGAGAAAGAUGCUUCCAAUUUCUGCAGACACUUUUGCUUAAUGAGGGGCGUGGUUUUCAUUUCAUGCUGCACUAGAUUCAGUUUUAUCAUGGUGUGUUAAAGUUUGAUGCAACCUAUAAGUAAGAAACUCUAAAUUCCAAUUAAACCACAAACAAACUGGCCUAACUCCUGUCAGAAAACACAUGACAGUAACAGGAAAACAGUUUUGUCUUGAACGCAAGGCUAACUUACUGUGUGUUUAAUCAUUUUUGGUUACCCAUAGCAACAUAAUGAUAAACAUAGAACUGAUACAGCCGCGGAGAGACAGGCGUACGCGUCAAAAUAAAGUUCAAUAUCCCAUUACGUCCCGCUCGCCAGGGCUCACAUAACCUGCAUAUGUCUGCUCCCUUCAUAGUUUCUCCUCUCGUUCCAAAACCGAAUCUUGUUUUUCAUGCAAGCAGCUUUCCACACAUGUUCGCAGAGGUUCCACAGGGACAUGGACCCUCAAUGAGUGCAACCAGUUAUGAGCAAGUGGGAGUGGGCAUGCAGAAGUGUGCCGUGAUACGCACACACUCCAAUCUGGUCCUGCAUUAAUCCUCAUUAAGUGAGGUCAGCCGUGGCUUCUUAUGAGGAUAUUAGGACCAUACAAGACAGCUCCCAGAGAUUUGCAAAUGGCUUUUAGCUUGAUGCCCCCCCCCCCCUCCAACCCCACCCCCCAAAUAGACAAUCCAGCCUUAAGCACAAGCCGGAUGACAUCCUGCGACUUUGAUUUUGACGUAUCAUUUAUCCAUUAAAGCUCCAUUAUUUGCUAACACACGGAUGACACCAAAGAUGUAAAGCUAUUUUCCGGCUUAGGAAAUAGGUUUUAUCAACAGAUAUGGUAUCUAACAAGAUUACUGCCCCCUCCCCGACGCUUCCACGUUAUCUACAAACCUAUCUGUCGCCUCCUGCGGCUUGUUAGAAAUGAUGGAUCACUUUGUUGCCUUGGUUACUCGCUGUUUUUUUUUUUUUUUUUUUUUUUUUUGCCAUUGCAACAUUGAUGGGAAGGUGCAAUCUUAGGUCACCUCUAACCCAGCCUGAGGCAGUGUGGCCCAGAAGACACCCCAGACAACCAUGCCGUGUUUACACGCCAUCCAUCAUCAUCUUUGCAUAAUUUCCUGUUCAACGCGCUGAAACCUCAUGAUGUUUAUAUUAAUUUCUGUGGAGGAAAGUGAAGGCGUCUCAUCCAUUACCGGCAUAGCAAUGUAGAAAUUUGGAAAACAUUUUGCUUUUAGUUAAGUAAAUUUGCAUCUGACAAAAAAAACCCUCUAUUUGCACAUUACAAACAUCCGUGUUGUUAUUUAUGCUGAACAGAUGUGUAUAGAUAUAUUGAAAAAUCCUCGAAAA
Messenger RNA from Fundulus heteroclitus (mummichog), 2933 nucleotides. It is a transcript of the gene plpp4, whose product is annotated as phospholipid phosphatase 4. The record is from RefSeq and is a predicted model, not a curated record. The transcript has 7 exons. Gene Ontology annotation, molecular function: phosphatidate phosphatase activity. Bases 383 to 1240 code for a protein of 285 amino acids. Gene Ontology annotation, biological process: phospholipid metabolic process. Lineage: Eukaryota; Metazoa; Chordata; Actinopteri; Cyprinodontiformes; Fundulidae.